Moesziomyces aphidis is the source of this 762-nucleotide messenger RNA. Lineage: Eukaryota; Fungi; Basidiomycota; Ustilaginomycetes; Ustilaginales; Ustilaginaceae. The record is from the annotation of a GenBank genome assembly.
AUGGAGACCAUGAUGCUGGUCGUUCGACUGCUCGUGGCCAUUUCAGCACUCUUCACGUGUGCGGCUGCAUCUGGUUCCUCAGCGCCAGGUUUCGCAGCGUCCCAGCUUCGGCCCGGCACGAGCUUGGACUUCGACGAGGUCUCACACGGCAUCUACACACCCAGCCGUGCUAGCGCCAUAUCUCACGACGCUGUGCCAGCCGAGUUUGGCGACAAGUACUUCAUGUCUGGCGCACCGAUCUUUGUCUUUCCCCACCGGGGCUCUCGGAUUGCCAAGUCGUCGCUGGACGAGGCACUGGCGACGUUUGGCAGGUUCCACAUCUACAGCCCUGCCACACGCCAGGGCACUUCGAUCAAGCUGGAUCCUAGACAAGCGGGGCUGGUGAUGCGGACGGGCGAGUUCGGUGAUGUGCGGGAGUACAUGCAGCGAGUGGACGCGACACGCGUCUGGUUUGGACCACACGCCACCAUGCUAGCCCACGGUGCUCCAAUCAGUAAGAUCACCAGGAAGUAUCCAUGGUCCAGAGCGGGGAUCAGGACGCCAGAGUGGGAUGAAAUAUGGAAGGCGAAGGCGAGACCACAUGAUGCAAGAUUGAGUAAGCCAGAAGUGCUCAGAGCGUACCUGAGGGACACGUUGGAAACGAAUAGGCAUGUGCGGUUCGAGACCAGGCACGGGAGUAUGGGUCUGCGCGCCCUACCCAGCGGCCAAAUCGAAAAGGCGUUCCGGGAUCUCGUAGGCGAAACGACCUACUUCCAUCCGUAG